AUGUGCGCCCUCUGCUACAAACAUCGCGAAGUCACCCCGCCAGCAUUCAAGUCGGAUCUAUCAAGUUUGCGUGAUCGGCUGAAGAACCGCGAUGAUAUGAUCUUACUGGAUUGUGAGACUUUGCAUCACCCUGGACCGCUAACAGACAAAUCGCCGCAAACAUUGAUUCAGUUCGCACUGCUAUACAAAGCAGAAAGGUUAGAAGUCAUCAUCGACCACGGGAACGGGUUGGGGCAGGUCGAGCGAUUGAACCUACUGCGCGCCAUGGUCCGGCCUCCACGCCAAGAAAUGGGCUGGAAUCACGUCGAGAUGAACCUAAAGACGCUUUGCAAUGUUCUCGAUGUCAAACUUCGGGAGUUCCCGAGCAAGUCGGACGUUGAAGCAUUUGAAGCGGCUUUGAAGGAGCUGGAUAGUCGUUUGGCAGAAAAAGGCAGGUCUCCUACGGACGCGAUCGAUGAGUUGGAACUGUGGAUGAACAUCCCUAUUGAAAACGGUCACAAUACGAUAUGUUAUUGGGCCGCCACACACUUUGAUCAAAUCAGCCUAGACAAUUGGUAUCAGAGCGUCACGGACGAACCCGUCUCGAGAUGGCAUUACGAUAAAAGUAUACUUCCAAAUGUGCAGCGAAGUAUAGAGAAGAAAGGAGAGAACAGAGGCUCUGCAGCGCUUCAUUCGCUUUACAUUUCUUUGGUGGAUCCUACGCGCAAAAUACCUGUUUCAAUGCGAUGGCAUACGGCGUUGGCGGAUUGCUUGAUCAUGAAGGCAGUGCUGAACGAGCUUUGGAAGAUCUGUGGGGAUACACAACCGGGGCAAAGGAACAUGUCGCAGACGAAGUUAAAACAGUGGUGGAAGUUGACAUAA
Messenger RNA from Fimicolochytrium jonesii, 861 nucleotides. RefSeq lists its product as uncharacterized. The coding region runs from base 1 to 861 and encodes 286 amino acids. The transcript has 2 exons. The record is from RefSeq and is a predicted model, not a curated record. NCBI's taxonomy places the organism in Eukaryota, Fungi, Chytridiomycota, Chytridiomycetes, Spizellomycetales, Powellomycetaceae.